Messenger RNA from Symbiodinium sp. CCMP2456, 2769 nucleotides. The record is from the annotation of a GenBank genome assembly. NCBI's taxonomy places the organism in Eukaryota, Dinophyceae, Suessiales, Symbiodiniaceae.
AUGGAGUCAGAUGUGGCCGAAGAGGCGACGGCCUCGUUCGAGAGCCAAGUUCACGAUGACGAAGAGGAUUGCCAGGAGCACUGUUUGCCAACCUGGUGGGACCGCCACUGCCAACUUCAGCACACCUACGGCUCCUCCACUUUAUCCGUGCGGGUGAAGGCUCUGGGGCUUGGGGAGUCCGAUGUCCAGUCGCUGCUUCUGGGCAUAAACUCCUUUUGUGCGCGCUGCGUGGACCCCACCGUGGAGCUUGUGCUCGAGCUGGAUGCCUCGGAGAACGAUCUCUCCGACGAGGCUGGAGCCAUCCUGGUUUCAGGGUUACAGGACUUUGGCAAACGCCGACGAGGUCAUGCGAGGCUCCGUGUGCUGAAGCUACACAAGAACCAGGUUGGCGAUGCGACGUGUCAAAAAAUUGCAUCACUCGUCUGGCAUCAGAAGCAGGCAGUGGAGGAGAUCCACCUGUCGCAUAAUGAAGUUCGACAAAAGGGCAUGGCGGCCCUGCUCGUUGCACUCGCCCUGCAUCCUCCGAAGGCUUAUCCACGAGCCGCUCCAGGCGAAGAGGUGCCAUGUUGGGUGCGCUUGGAGCAUAACCAGGUGUCUCAUGCCGAGUACCUUUUGAACUUGUUGAGCCAGGAUCCCACGAAGCUGCGCACCUGCCUCGCUCCCCGACGUGACAGAGGUCCAAGCUGUACUUCUUUCAGAUGUCAGGCAGUCGAGAACGUGGCGCAUGUUCACCUGUACUGUGUUGACAAGCAGGACGACGCCCAAAGUGAGACCAGGAAGCAUGCUCAGGCCGCGCUGCAAGAAGCCCUCGAGGAUUGUCGCCAGGGCCACCCAGGCAGCGGUGCCGUCCCCAAAAUGAAGAUGCCUCCGCUGCUUACGCCCUCGGAUGCGGCAGAGUGCCGCCUGGUGGAGCUCAAUGUAGAUCCUGACAACGGUGCUGGGCUGGAUCUCAGCGAGGGCCACUACGGCUUCGUGGUGGAUGCCGUGGAAGCUGAGCCCGGGCAGCAGCUCUCACCGGGAGAUGUACUUCUUGAAAUUGAUGGUGUGCAGUUGUGGGGAGGCUUGGGACUGGAGCGCCUGGGUGAGGCCUUCGGCAGCCGCUUUGCAGACGGGGCUCGGCUGCGUGUUGCACGAGCCGAUGCAGUGCAGGGUCGGGCCCUUUGGCAGCAACUCUCGAUUCCCGGACCAUCGUUGUCUUCUCGCUGUGACGACUUGCGUGAAUCCCUGGGUCAAGACUUGGUCAUCAUGGGCCAGCAGUGUGGUGUGCAGGCAAAGCUGGAGGAUGAUGGCGUUUGGUUGCGUGGGCAUCCGCAACAGCAACGCUGGGCUGCGGACGAGCUGCCGAGGCUUCUGGCCUUCUACUUCCCCGAAACGUCGCUUCCGUUCCCUUCUUGCCAUUGGCGUGGUGAUCCCGACGAGCUGUGCAGAUCGGAGAUCGCCGAACCUUCUUGCGAGGACAAGAUGAGACAAGAGCUUCGUCUCGGCGAGCUGCCAGAUGGAAGCUGUGCAGAACUGGCAUCUUGGGAAAAGCUUCUCAGAGGACAGUGGUGCGAAGAUGACGACAUAUUCGAUGAGGAUCUACCGGUGGAGCCAUUGGAAGCGCCGGACGACGGCCCAGAUGUAUUCGAGGGACAGGUGCUUGCACCCGAAACACAUGUCUCGGAUCCACUCAGGGUCCUGAUGCUGGUUGGGCUGCCAGGAUCCGGCAAGAGUACCCUGGCGGCCAGGAUGCACCGCCUUGGGUGGGUCGUCAUAAACCAGGACACCCUCGGGGACAGGAAGAAAUGCGUGACCACUGCCAUUGAUGCAUUGUCCUCCGGGCAGAAGGUGGUCAUCGACCGUUGCAACGUCACGCGACUGCAGCGGCGAGUCUGGCUCGGGGUGGCAGAUGAGAGCCAGGCCAGCGUGGGCUGCAUCUGGUUGGAUGUGCCGGAGGAGGAAUGUGGCGACCGAGUGCUUCAUCGCUUCGGCCAUAAAACUCUCCCGGCCAACGACUCCAGCCUCGAAGUCAUAUCUGCUUUCCAAGAUCGCAUGGAAGUCCCAAUGGAGGCGGAAGGAUUCGUGCUCUGGCGUGCUUGCGACGAUGGCGAUGUUGAUGAGGCUGUUGCUGAGAUUCUGGAACUUGCCGAAAGCAGCGAGGCACAGGCUGCCGAGACAGCCGCGGCACCUUCACCGACAGGGUAUCCGAAGGCUGUGCGUUGUGGCGAUGAUGGCUUCGCGUACAAGGCGGUGCAGCGACGCGGAGUUCGCGCACUGUACCUGCGCGCUGUGCGCCGCCAAAUCGAAUACUACCUCUCUGACAAGAAUCUGAAGCAAGACUGGUUUUUCCAAGAAAAGAUUGUCGAGGAGCCUGAGCCAGGGUGGCUCGAGAUGCGCUGGAUCUUGUCGUGUCCGCGUAUCAGGGAUGUGCAUUGUGCCUCCCUGGUGGACGUCCUGGAAGCUCUCGGGCCUUCUACCCUCAAAGUCAAGGCUUGCAGUGGCACGCACUGGGUGCGAAGGAAAAAGCCGCUGCCACCACUGAAGGAAGGCCGCCCGGUCAGAGGACAGGAACCGGAGUGGUAUGUUCGAUUGCAUGGCGGGCCCAGAGGGCCUGCUGGGCCAGAGCAAGACAGAGGGGACGUUGCAUGUGCUCCGGAUUCAGAGGAAGGUUUCCAGGCUUGUGCUGCUUGCCACCGCCAAAAGCCCCGCGAAGACUUCAGCAAGGCGCAGCUGACCAAGCAUCGGAGGAGUCCAACGUGCAAAGAGUGCUUGCAAGCGGCUGCUUCGUAG